AUGUACGGUUCAAGCGAUACAAAAGAUGUUCCUAUUACAAUGGAAGAUACUAAGAAAAUGAAAUAUUUAGAACGAGUCAUCAAGRAGACUUUACGUCUUUUUCCUCCCGCCCCGUUUAUUGCACGCAAACUGUCCAGAGAUACAAAAGUUAAUGACAAUGUGGUAAUACCAAAAGAUUGUCAUGUAGUUUUUUCAAUAUUUUCACUUCACCGAAAAGAUAAAUAUUGGACUGAUCCGUUAAGAUUUAAUCCUGAUCGGUUCUUGUCAGGAAAUUAUAAUCGGAAAUGUUUCUUACCAUUCAGCUUUGGGAAAAGAGGAUGUAUAGGUCAAAUAUUUGCUAUGACCCAAAUGAAGGUAAUAGCAGCUAGUCUAUUGAGAAAAUUUACUGUUCGAAUAGACGAUUCAGUAUUGGUGGAAAAUGUUAACCUAAAAUUCAAGAUAACCUUGCAAACGGCUGAAACUAUACUCUUGAGAUUAAACAAGCGAUAAUAUUUAUCAUUUUUGUCGAUACU
Molecule: messenger RNA, 512 nt
Organism: Polistes canadensis
Lineage: Eukaryota; Metazoa; Arthropoda; Insecta; Hymenoptera; Vespidae
Product: probable cytochrome P450 4p3
Exons: 3
Molecular function (GO): oxidoreductase activity, acting on paired donors, with incorporation or reduction of molecular oxygen; monooxygenase activity; iron ion binding
Source: RefSeq, a predicted model, not a curated record